Otolemur garnettii (small-eared galago) is the source of this 2729-nucleotide messenger RNA. RefSeq names its product casein kinase 1 epsilon (gene CSNK1E). Gene Ontology annotation, biological process: endocytosis; peptidyl-serine phosphorylation; signal transduction. Bases 322 to 1572 code for a protein of 416 amino acids. The record is from RefSeq and is a predicted model, not a curated record. NCBI's taxonomy places the organism in Eukaryota, Metazoa, Chordata, Mammalia, Primates, Galagidae. Gene Ontology annotation, cellular component: nucleus; cytoplasm. Gene Ontology annotation, molecular function: protein serine/threonine kinase activity; ATP binding. The transcript is spliced from 11 exons.
GCCCGGGGCUCAAUGGGAGCCGGCGGGAGCGCGCCAGCGGGAGCGCGCGAGCCGGCGGCAGGCGGGGGCGGGUGGGCAGGAGGGCCAGGAGGAGAGAGGCGGCGGCGGCGGCGGCGGCGGCAAGAACCCAGAUCCUGAGCCCGGCCAGGGCCGAGCGAAGCGGAACGCGGCGGUAGCGGCGGCGGCUGGGCCGGGAGAGGCUGGCGCGCCGGGCGGCUCCGCGAAUCCUCCGGCAUCCGCCCCGGCGGGCCGCCCCCGCCCGCGGCAGCCCCCGGAGCAGCGGCCCGGCACCGGCGCCUUCCUGGCGGGCAAGAGCAAAUCAUGGAGCUACGUGUGGGGAAUAAGUACCGUCUGGGACGAAAGAUCGGGAGCGGGUCCUUCGGAGACAUCUACCUGGGUGCCAACAUUGCCUCUGGUGAAGAAGUCGCCAUCAAGCUUGAGUGUGUGAAAACAAAGCACCCCCAGCUGCAUAUCGAGAGCAAGUUCUACAAGAUGAUGCAGGGGGGAGUGGGGAUCCCAUCCAUCAAGUGGUGUGGAGCUGAGGGGGACUACAAUGUGAUGGUCAUGGAACUGCUGGGGCCCAGCCUCGAGGACCUUUUCAAUUUUUGUUCCCGAAAAUUCAGCCUCAAGACGGUGCUGCUCCUGGCCGACCAGAUGAUCAGCCGUAUAGAGUACAUUCACUCCAAGAACUUCAUCCACCGGGAUGUCAAGCCCGACAACUUCCUCAUGGGGCUAGGGAAGAAGGGCAACCUGGUCUACAUCAUCGAUUUUGGCCUGGCCAAGAAGUACCGGGAUGCCCGCACCCACCAGCACAUCCCCUACCGGGAAAACAAGAACCUGACCGGCACUGCCCGCUAUGCCUCCAUCAAUACCCACCUGGGCAUCGAGCAAAGCCGUCGAGAUGACCUGGAGAGUCUGGGCUACGUGCUCAUGUACUUCAACCUGGGCUCCCUGCCCUGGCAGGGCCUCAAAGCAGCCACCAAGCGCCAAAAGUAUGAGCGAAUCAGCGAGAAAAAGAUGUCAACGCCCAUCGAGGUCCUCUGUAAAGGCUACCCCUCUGAGUUCUCCACAUACCUCAACUUUUGCCGUUCCCUGCGGUUCGACGACAAGCCUGACUACUCUUACCUGCGCCAGCUCUUCCGCAACCUCUUCCACCGACAGGGCUUCUCCUAUGACUACGUCUUCGACUGGAACAUGCUCAAAUUCGGUGCAUCCCGGAACCCCGAGGACGUGGACCGGGAGCGGCGAGAACACGAGCGCGAGGAGAGGAUGGGGCAGCUGCGGGGGUCCACGACCCGGGCCCUGCCCCCUGGCCCCCCCACAGGGGCUACCGCCAACCGGCUCCGCAGUGCAGCCGAACCUGUGGCCUCCACCCCAGCCUCCCGCAUCCAGCAAGCUGGCAAUACAUCUCCCAGAGCGAUCUCACGGGUCGACCGGGAGAGGAAGGUGAGUAUGAGGCUGCACAGGGGCGCGCCUGCCAACGUAUCGUCCUCAGACCUCACUGGGCGGCAAGAGGUCUCCCGGAUCCCCGCCUCACAGACAAGCGUGCCAUUUGACCAUCUCGGGAAGUGAGGAGUGCCACCAUCGGACCAGUGUUUGCUUAGUGUCUUCACUGUAUUUUCAUUUAAACAACAAUAAGAUGGAAAAAAAAAAACACUCAAAGACCCAGCACAAAACCGACGAUGGAUUUUGUUUCUUUAAGUUUUUUUUUUUUUUUUUUGGGCCAAUGGCAAGAAGAUGAGACACCCUUAACACUGCGGAACCUUGCUCCCUGGCAUCACAGGCUGCCCAGCCCAUCUCCACAACCCUGGGCCACAGGAGGCAAUUGCCGAGUCCCCAGCCCAGCCACCUGUUCUGCCACCACUCACACUUGCUAGAAGAGGAAUGCCUUAGUGCUGCAGCUGGGUCUCACAUACCAUCAGAAGUGGUUGGAGGAACUCAUGUCAGGAAGUGGUGUGGUCACUCAAAAGCAGGUCCCACUGCGUUUUAUGAGCCUCGGAAUUGAGGAGACACGCACAGCCCCCACCUCUCCUUUGCCUCACCUUGGAGACCUCAAGUGGGUGGGGAGGUGGCAGGGCCAAGAUGCUUUGUGUGUUUGCUUUGUGUGUUUGUGGCUGUAUUUGACCUGUGUUCCCCAGGGCAGCAGGUGCUGUGUCCCCGCCUCCCAGGGUGAAUUCCUUUCUCCCAUGUCUCCUAAACGGGCAUGGAGUGGGCUGUGACAUCCACAUCCCUCAGGGCACAGAGGGUCCUCACCACCCCCAGACUGUCAUCAGCCUGGCAGCCCCACCAUCCAUUCUUGGUCUUAGGGCAGAAUCUGUGGAGACUACUUCUAAAAACAUCUGACUAUGGGUUAUAAAUUACUCCCCUGGUUCAGAUAGUCACCUGGGAUCUCUCCUCUCCCUAGGUUUCACCUUUCUGAGGAGGAGGAACCUGAGGUUAGGAUCGAGUGUUGGAUUUCCCCAUCCUUCCUAGUUAACUCCUGGUUUUGUUUUUAUUUUUGUUUUCUCUGUGUGUUUUUCCUAAUUUAUUUACCUCUGUUUCCCCUUUUCCCUUUUUUUUUUUUAAUUACAGAGCAAAGCUUUUUAUUACUUUGUAAUUUAAAAAACUGAAAAAAAUACUGAAGAACUUUGGGGGGAAUUUUGUACUUUUUUCCUGUGUAAAUAUUGGACUUUUUUGAGCUUUAUCGUGGUUGUUAAUUUGAAGUAAUAAAGUAGAAAAGGAUAAUGUGA